Cucumis sativus (cucumber) is the source of this 750-nucleotide messenger RNA. Its product is annotated as putative invertase inhibitor. The transcript has a single exon. NCBI's taxonomy places the organism in Eukaryota, Viridiplantae, Streptophyta, Magnoliopsida, Cucurbitales, Cucurbitaceae. The coding region runs from base 79 to 645 and encodes 188 amino acids. Gene Ontology annotation, molecular function: enzyme inhibitor activity. The record is from RefSeq and is a predicted model, not a curated record.
UGAUUGAGCAAACUAAAGAAACAUCCACAAGGAGUUGGUUAAGGGAAAAGAAAAAGAAAAGAACUCCAACAAUUGCCAAUGGCCAUACCUCAUUAUUCAUCUGUUUUUAUUCUCUCAGUUUUCUUCUUCUCCAACUUCCUCAUUAUACAAUCCUCCAAAACCAUCAAAACAGCUGAUCUAAUCUACAAAACUUGCAAGAAAAUCUCAAGAGAAGACCCUAACGUUUCCUUCAACUUUUGCUUAGCAUCUCUAAAACUUGCCGCCAACCAUAGCCGAUGCACCGACGUUCGCCACCUCGGCCUAUUCUCGAUCGGGUUCUUAUGUAGGAAUGUGACCAGCACGUACCACCAUAUCACAAAGUUGGUGAGGAACAAGAAGCUCGACCCUUUUGUUAAGUUAUGUUUGGAUGAUUGUUUGGAGCUUUAUACCGAUGCGAUACCAACGGUGAAGCAAGCGAUGAAGGAUUAUAAGUCGAAGAGAUACGACGACGCGAAUGUAGCUAUUAGUUCGGUGAUGGAUGCAGCAACGACUUGUGAGGAUGGGUUUAAGGAGAGGAAAGGGGUAGCUUCACCAUUGAAGAAGAGGGAUGGAGAUGCUUUUGAAUUGGGAGCCAUUGCAUUGUCAAUUAUGAGUUUGCUUGGUUGAGUCAAUUCAAAUAUUUCAUGACUUAGGUUUGUGUAAUUAAACGUUCUAAUCUAAUUUUUAUGUUUUUGUUUAGUAUUUAAAGAUUCACCUUCAACAUUUUUCUCC